CGGGCGUCCGCGGCCUGUCACUCGCACCUUCCGCAGCUGCGGCCCGCGGGGAGGACACCCCUGAGAGCCGGGAGCGGGGCCGGACAUGGACUCUGUGGUCUUUGAGGAUGUGGCUGUGGACUUCACCCUGGAGGAGUGGGCUUUGCUGGAUUCUGCCCAGAGGAGCCUCUACAGAGAUGUGAUGCUGGAAACUUUCCGGAACCUGGCCUCAAUAGAUGAUGAGACUCAGUUGAAAGCCAGGGGGUCAGUUUCUCAGCAGGAUAUAUAUGGGGAAAAAAUAUCUAAGGAACAGGAAAUACCAGAGUGCACAAGAAAUAAUUCCUGUGCCUACAUUUUAGAAAAAAAUUGGGAAGACCCGAACAUUGAAGAUCAGCACGAAAACCAGGGGAGACAUCUGAGAAAUCAUAUGGUGGACAGAUUCCCCGAAAGUAAUGAAGGCCGUCAGUGUAAAGAACCCUUCAGUCACAUUUCAGAUCUUAAUCUGUAUAAGAAAAUUUCUACUGGAGAAAAACCAUAUGAGUGCACCAAGUGUGGGACGCUCUUCAUGCAUCUUUCCUCUCUUAAGAGGCACGUCAGAUCUCACUGUGGGCAAAAACCGUAUCACUGUCAGGAAUGUGGGCAGGCCUGCAUCUGUCCCUCACACCCGAGAAGUUAUGUAAGAACUCACACUGGAGAAAAACUCUAUGGAUGUAAAUUAUGUGGGAAAACUUUUCCCUAUUUCUACUCCCUCACGCAACAUAUCAGGACUCAUGCUGCAGAGAAAAACUACGAAUGCAAGCAAUGUGGAAAAGUCUUCAUUGAGGUCUCCAGUCUGACUAGACAUGUUAGAACUCACACUGGAGAGAAGCCAUAUAAAUGUAAGGAAUGUGGGAAAGCUUUUAUCUAUCGCUCACUCUUCCAAAGACAUAUGAUAACACACACAGGAGAGAAGCCCUAUCGAUGUAAAUUAUGUGGGAAAACCUUUCACCACUCUUACUCCCUCACUCAACAUAUAAAGAUUCACACUUCAGAGAAAACCUAUGAGUGCAAGCAGUGUAGGGAAGCCUUCAGUCAGUUCUCACGUUUUACCAGACAUGUGAGAACUCACGUUGGAGAGAAGCCAUAUAAGUGUAAGGAAUGUGAGAAAGUCUUUACUUAUCCCUCAGUCUUUCAAAGACACAUGAUAACACACACUGGGGAGAAGCCCUAUGAAUGUAAGUUAUGUGGGAAAACUUUUCGUCAUCCCCAUUCCCUCAUUCAGCAUACAAAGAUUCACACAGCAAAGAAAACCUAUGAAUGCAAGCAGUGUAGGAGAGACUUCGGUGAGCUCUCAAGUUUUACUAGGCAUGUAAGAACUCAUGCAAAAGACAAGCCAUAUAAGUGUAAGGAAUGUGGGAAAGCCUUCCUUUAUCCCUCAACCUUUCAACGACACAUGAUAACACACACGGGAGAAAAGCCCUAUGCAUGUAAGCAAUGUGGGAAAACCUUUAGUUAUCACCAGUCUUUUCAAAGACAUGAAAAGACUCACACUGGAGAGAAACCGUAUGAAUGUAAACAAUGUGGGAAAGCCUUCAGUUGGCCUGAAACCUUUCGAGUACAUGUGAGAGUGCACACUGGAGAAAAGCUCUAUAACUGUGAAAACUGUGGGAAAGUUUUCAGUUGUCCCAAAUCCUUUCAAGGUCAUGUGCGAACUCACACUGGAGAGAAACCGUAUGAAUGUAAGCAAUGUGGGAAAGCCUUCAAUUGGCCCUCAACCUUUCGAGAACAUAUGAGAAUUCACACUGAAGAGCAGCUCUAUAAAUGUGAAAAUUGUGGGAAGGCUUUCACUUCAUCUAGAUCGUUUCAAGGUCACAUGAGAACUCACACAGGAGAGAAACCAUAUGAAUGUAAGCAAUGUGGGAAAACCUUCUGUUGGUCCUCAUCCUUACAAAAACAUGUGAGAAUGCACACAGGAGAGAAACCUCAUGAAUGUAAACAAUGUGGGAAAGCCUUCAAGUGGCCCUCAUCUUUUCGAAACCACAUGAGAAUGCACACUGGAUAGAAACCCUAUGAACAUGUGUGAUAUUCAAAAGCUUUUAGUUGUCAAGUCACUCUUUCUGAAACACAUGAGAGUGCACACUAGAGAGAUAUAACUCUAAUGUGGGGAAACCUCAUGAUUUCUGCAAGAUCUCACAAGUCCACCAGGCCACUGAUUUGGACUUGUCAUGGUUGGUGACAUUCUCUGAAACUCUGCCUCUCCUCUUCUCUAGAUCUUACCUUACUUGCAUAAGGUAUAAUUUAUAUACUGAACAUUUUGUUCUGUUAAUACUGCUUGUGGCUCUUCAUUUCUUUCUUUCUUUUUUUUUUUUUUUUUUUUUCAAAAGAUGACCGGUAAGGGGAUCUUAACCCUUGACUUGGUGUUGUCAGCACCAUGCUCAGCCAGUGAGCCAACCGGCCAUCCCUGUAUGGGAUCCGAACCCGUGGCCUUGGUGUUAUCAGCACCACACUCUCCCGAGUGAGCCACGGGCCGGCCCCAGGCUCUUCAUUUCUGAUUCAACCAUGACAGCCUACACAGCAGCCAACAAAAUAUGUGGUACUUUGUUCCUGCACUGUAUUGUUGAGUGACUGCUCUGAGCUGGUCCUUGCUUGAGCGAAUAUCACCUUCCUCAUAAGUCAGGCAGAUUGUGGGAGUUUUGUAUUACUUAAAGCUGAGUGCAGAGCUGGCCUGUGCCUCACUUGGGAGAGUGUGGUGCUGACAACACCAACUCAAGGGUUAAGAUCCCCUUACCAGUCAUCUUUAAAAAAAAAAAAACCAAAAACUGAGUGUGACCCCUCAAUAUGUGUCCAAUUAAUUAUUUUUGAUGACAUGCUAUUUAAAAAAUGCACUUUUUUUUGUCAAACGAAACCUUCUGUAGGUGUUUCUUAGGAAUAUCCUAUCAACUGUGUUGAGAUAACUUGUACACUAACAGAUGUUAUUUUCUUUACUUUUCAUUUACUUUGAUGAUAUAUCGCAAUAUUCCGUUGCGAUUAUGGAGUGUGAAAUCGACUUUGUAAUUUUGUCAAUUUAGGUACUACUUAUUCUGUGUUAGUAUUACCAGGUAUUUUCUGAGUUAUGAGUUCCUGCUUUUUUUUUUUUUUUUGUCACCUGGCCAUUAAGGGAAUCUGAACCCUUGACCUUGGUGUUACAAUACCACACUGUAACCAACUGAGCUAACUGGCCAGCCCAACGCACUUUUCUUCAAGGUAAAUUUUAUUUUCCUUUUUAUUUACUUAAAACUUUUGACUUUAACAUAACUUAUUCAUUCAUGAUAGUAAAAGCUUUUCACUUAGUCAGUGCAAUCUACCCAUAGACCUCCUCACAACACACGCUAACCACACAUUUACUCAAGGAAACUUGGAUAUACUUAGUUACCAAAACGUGGAUAACCACACACCAUGAAGGGUUGUGGGCUGCAUCAGCUUGGAGAGUGUUGAAAAGGACGUGGCAUCAGAUUUGGGCUUGUGUUAGGUGAUCUGGAUGCACAUUGAAGGAAGUUAGGCUAUCUCUGGAUUGGAUGCUCUCAGGUCAUUAACUAAAUUCUAUCACUGGGAAUCUUAAUAGUUCUUGUUUAGAAGGCAGAAAGAAUGGAGUGGAGCUAAUGUUAAUUGGCAGAGAAACAGCAGUUGGUCGCAUUCAUGAAAAGAGGGGAAUGUUUGGUCAUUUUGUGGUUCAGAGUUUUUUCUUUGUUAGAAUUUUGGAGACAUGAUUGCACAGUGCUCUUUUUUAAUAAUCCUAACCCAUUGUAUUUACUAAGUAGUCAGUUAGUAAAAGACAGUUUCCAUGAAAUUGUUUCUCUUUAACAGUAGAAAACUUGGCUAGCCCCCAGUUUUCUGGGGUACUU
Cynocephalus volans (Philippine flying lemur) is the source of this 3839-nucleotide messenger RNA. Its product is annotated as zinc finger protein 555-like. The transcript has 4 exons. Lineage: Eukaryota; Metazoa; Chordata; Mammalia; Dermoptera; Cynocephalidae. Gene Ontology annotation, biological process: regulation of DNA-templated transcription. The coding region runs from base 86 to 2020 and encodes 644 amino acids. The record is from RefSeq and is a predicted model, not a curated record.